GUGGAAAUAGGAGGAUCAUGAGUACAAGGUCAAUCUCAGCUACUCAGAAAGUUCAAGGUCAACCUGGACUGCAUGAGCCCCUGAAUCAAAAAAUAAAAGCCCCAGGAAGUCUGUCCUCCCCUGCUCCAGCUCCAGGCACCGACACUGGGGAUACAAGUCAUGGUCUUUGAUGCGUGCGUUAGGGAACGAGAAGAAAAGGAGGGGCAGAACUUCCAGAAAUAGGAGGUUUGCAUUUCUGAGCAGGAGAAAAUGCAGCUUUGAGGCAGAGACAGCUGCUGGGCUGGGGCAGCGGGGGACAUGUGCUCCGCCGGAUACUGAUGUCCUGAGUUGCCUGCAUCCUUGAUGAGCUGUGUGAUGUCGGUCCCCAGCUUCAUGCCCGUCUUGUCUGUCACUGUCUCAGCUGUCCCCACAGCCUAUCAUUUCAGACCUCCGGAAGCAGCUGCCCCUGCACGAGGAACCGUGUGAGGGCUGCACCCCCUUCUCUGCUCUUUCACCUGGUCUUGGGGACAGCUCCACCCAUGCUAGAAAGUGUGACCAUGUGUGAGUCAGGGGUGUGGAGCUGGCUGACGCCAGAGGCACAGGAAGGCGUUACCACAGUUCAUGAACUUCAGAAGACCAGUGAAUCUUCCACAUCGGCUCAUUUACCAUCCCUCGCUCCGGGCCUUAUUCAUAGGACUCCCUCUGGCCAUGCUGAUCUGAACUCAGGACAACAACUUCCAGACCUCCCUAAGUCUGUGGCAACCCCAAAACCCAAAAGACACUGCAACACCACACACCGUGCCAAACCAGUACACAGUGUAGACAAUUCCAAAGCCACUGUUCAUAAUGAAAUGACUCCCGCUACUGAAUGGAACACCAGCAGUCAAAGAAAUGACCCAAUGAUCCGGAAUGGACGUGCAGCCGAUGAUGCUAACGCCACUGAUAGAAGCCAUCCCACUUCAGCACCCAGGGGCAAAACAACUUGUAAGUCCACAACAGGAAAAACCAGAGUAACCCGGAAUUCAGCUACAGCUGACAGACCUAUGGAGAGUACCGUAACCAUGUUAGGGACCUCCUCACCUAAGGCCACAGUUCCUUCCCAUGACUCAGAGAUCAACAGAAAAAACACCUCUUCCUCAGUGAAACCCACAGACGCCCCAAGGACAACCUAUCAACCUUCGAGGACCCCAGCAACAUCAAAAGGAACUGAAGAUUACAGGACUCCAUUUUCCUCAGAGGAGCCCCUCCAUCAAACUACAAAACAAGUCAAAGAGACCCCAUCAGCCGGCGAGUAUGAAGGGACUGUAUCUACCCAUGAGGGGACCACAAGAGCCCACCCGAUGUCUACAGAGUCGGAGGGAGAGACCACAUUGGCCAACGAAAAGAUGACACAGGUCUCAGAAAAGUCUACAGAGCACCCAGAAGAGACCACAGCACACACGGAGAAUGCCACCAGAGUCUCACAAACUCCCACAGUAUUCCAGAGGAAAACCACACUAGGCACCAAAACCACAAAAUCCACAGAAAAGCCAGAGAAAACAGGAGCAGACUUGAAGACCAUGAGCCCUCCAGUCAAGGUCACGGGAGGCAAGCGGACAACCUGUCAUUUAAACAAAACCAAGACUACACGCAGAGGGCCCACUGGCUCUUUGACAUCUAGAAUGGAUCUGAGGUCCAACACAUCAGGAGCCCCAGGUGACACGAGCCACACCCAGCAGAACACCCACAGCCCACAUGGAGGCCUCCUUGCUUCGGGGGUGAUAGGGGAGAGCAAUUCCUUCCCUGCAUGGGCCAUAGUUAUUGUGGUCCUGGUGGCUGUGAUCCUGCUGCUGAUCUUCAUUGGCCUGAUAUUUUUGGUGUCCUGUGCAUCUCGAUCUCGGCGUGCAAUCGCCCACAACGACAACGACCCAGAGGACAACGACCCAGAGGACCGCGGGGGCCGCAAUUCCUACCCCGUCUACCUGAUGGAGCAGCAGAAUAAGAACCUGAACCAGACGCCUUAUCCUCGAUGAUCUUCGACCUCCGCCCGCUGCUCUUCCAGGCUCUUCCCCCUUCCUGGGAGCCGAACUAGACUUAAAAUUCUGAUUCCCAGACUCAGGCCAGUGAAAACCGACAGACAGCAGCCGUAACCCUCCGUCAGAGGUGUGUGUUCUUAACUGACCCGUGGGGCAUGAGGCGGUAAGGACAAACGAUGCAUGUUUUGAGGAAAGAGAAGAAAGAAUGGAUGAGGCAAGUGUUCUCUGUAGAAAGAGAUGUGAGUAAGGUGUGUGAAGGACACGGCGGGACCGCACAGGUCACUGAGUCCGGAGAGGAGUGGGGCUGAGCGGGAGCUGCAGGAGCCUCCGAAGGCAACGUCGCAGAGUGGAUUGUGAGCCUGGGGUCCUGCAGGCCCGGAGGAAGGAGGCAGAGUGCCCAGGUUUUAAGACUGAGUCAUAUUGUUCCACCCACCGUCACUUAAGGGUUUGCAUCGUGCAUCUCACUUCUGAACUCCGAGGGUACUUGAUCUUUUUUUAAUUAAAAAAAAA
Messenger RNA from Nannospalax galili (Upper Galilee mountains blind mole rat), 2504 nucleotides. It is a transcript of the gene Mucl3, whose product is annotated as mucin like 3. The transcript is spliced from 3 exons. Bases 519 to 1991 code for a protein of 490 amino acids. The record is from RefSeq and is a predicted model, not a curated record. Lineage: Eukaryota; Metazoa; Chordata; Mammalia; Rodentia; Spalacidae.